AGAAGUGAGCGAAGGAGAGCUUUUCUGGCGUCGGGCCGCGGUUCUUGUUCUCCGGCCACGACUCUUGCGCGUUUGCCCCUUCUCAGAAUGGAAGAACACGAAAUUUGGCCCCUUGAAUUUCCUCCACGAGGGGUCCCAGCCAGUUGUCUGUACAGGGGCUGCAUUUUGCAGGGCGGGAGGCGCCACACGUCCUUCCUCUGAUUUUAGUCCUUCCAGGUGCUAGAUCUGCUCAGCCUGCUAUUUUGUAGAAAGCUGACAGGCCAAAGAGAUCUAGAGAAGGUGCUCACACCAUCCUGCUGCGUUACCUUCAGGAGCAGAACCGGCCUCACAGUGCUCAGGAUGCCUUUGGCAACUUACAAAAAGAGCAUGGCCUGGGCAAGACGGUGAGAGAAGACCUCAGAGGUGAAGGUGUGAGAGCCAUAUCAUCUCAUGGCCGUAGUGAAAGCUCUCGAACAGUUGGCUCAACAAGGGAAGAUCAAGGAGAAAGUGUAUGGGAAACAAAAAAUUUAUUUUCCAGACCAGUAAUAUAUCUUUGGUCAUCCAGGAUGGGUUUGGUAUUGUGAGUGACUUGGAACUUAAAGGCUUGGAUAAUGAGAUUUCAGAAUUGUCCUGCAAAGUGCAGACUCUGCAGCAGAAUUGUCAUCAUAUGGAAUCAGAACUGAAAGAACUGAAAAAUUCUAUGACAACACCAGAAAUGGUUAAGGAGAUUGAAGAGCUUCAAAAAGAUUGCGCCAAUUAUAAAGAGAAACUGGAGCGAAUUAAAUCUGCUGCCAAUCAUGUGUCUCCUGAAGAGAAAGAAAAGGUGUACAGUGAAAGAAAGCUGUAUUGUAGGGAGUGGCAGCGUCGGAAGAGAAUGGCAACAGAGCUAUUUGAUGCAAUCCUGGAAGGCUACCCCAAAAGCAAGAAGCAGUUUUAUGAGGAAGUUGGCAUUGAGACAGAUGAAGAUUUAAAUGUUACUUUACCCAACGUUUGAACUGAGGACUCAAAUCCAUUUUACUUUGCUCUCAGGUUUCAAUCCUACUACAAGUACAUUGCCAUGGACUUUGGAAAAAAAGUAUUUGCAUUCAACAGGUAUAAGCAGACUUUGCCCACUGCACUAUUUUUUCCCCAGUACUUCUCUGCAACCCUGUCCAUUUGAAACAAAUCAGAAUGAUUGCUAUUUUGUUUAAAAGCUGUUAGCCUCACUACACAGGAUUACCAAUAAGCACUUGAGAAAAUGGAAGGAGGCACAAAAAAUAAACACUUGAAUUAC
Varanus komodoensis (Komodo dragon) is the source of this 1252-nucleotide messenger RNA. RefSeq names its product PSMC3 interacting protein (gene PSMC3IP). Gene Ontology annotation, cellular component: DNA recombinase auxiliary factor complex; condensed nuclear chromosome. The record is from RefSeq and is a predicted model, not a curated record. Bases 491 to 973 code for a protein of 160 amino acids. Gene Ontology annotation, molecular function: double-stranded DNA binding; recombinase activator activity. Gene Ontology annotation, biological process: meiotic joint molecule formation; meiotic strand invasion involved in reciprocal meiotic recombination; homologous chromosome pairing at meiosis. NCBI's taxonomy places the organism in Eukaryota, Metazoa, Chordata, Lepidosauria, Squamata, Varanidae. The transcript has 8 exons.